AUGUCAGAAAGUGGGAGCCAGGAAAACGGCGGGGCCGCGAACGGCAACAGCGACGGCCCGACGAGACGAGCCCCCGGACCGCACGUUGGCAACCAAGUGACCGUGGUGCUCGGGGCUCAGUGGGGCGACGAGGGGAAAGGGAAAGUUGUGGACCUGCUGGCACAAGACGCGGAUAUGGUGUGCAGAUGUCAGGGCGGCAACAACGCGGGACACACGGUGGUGGUGGACUCGGUGGAAUACGACUUUCACCUCCUCCCCAGCGGCAUCAUCAACCCCAAGGUCACCGCCUUCAUCGGCAACGGUGUUGUGAUCCAUCUGCCGGGCCUGUUUGAAGAGGCAGAGAAGAACGAACGCAAAGGAAAAGGUCUUAUUGAGUGGGAGAAGAGGUUGGUCAUCUCAGACAGAGCACAUAUUGUGUUUGACUUCCACCAGGCAGUUGAUGGUGUUCAGGAACAGCAGAGAAAAGAGCAAGCAGGCAAAAACCUGGGCACAACAAAGAAGGGGAUCGGCCCUGUGUAUUCAGCCAAAGCAGCGCGCAACGGCCUCAGGAUAUGCGACCUGUUGGCUGACUUUACUCAGUUCUCUGAAAGGUAUAAAAGUUUGGCCCAGCAGUACAUGUCCAUGUACCCGACUCUAAGGAUUGACACAGAAGGAGAGCUUGACCGGUUAAAGGACUAUGGGGAGCGGAUCAAGCCCAUGGUGAGAGACGGCGUGCACUUCAUGUACGAGGCUCUUCACGGCCCUCCUAAAAAGAUCCUGGUCGAAGGCGCCAACGCCGCGCUGCUGGACAUCGACUUCGGGACGUACCCUUUCGUGACCUCGUCUAACUGCACGGUGGGCGGAGUGUGUACGGGCCUCGGGAUGCCGCCUCGCAACGUGGGGAACGUUUACGGGGUGGUGAAGGCGUACACCACCAGGGUCGGCAUCGGGGCCUUCCCUUCAGAGCAGAGGAACGAGGUCGGCGAGCUCCUUCAGACCCGAGGGAAGGAGGUGGGCGUGACCACGGGCAGGAAGAGACGAUGCGGUUGGCUGGAUCUGGUGCUCAUCAAAUAUGCCCACAUGAUUAAUGGCUUCACCGCAUUAGCGCUCACCAAGUUGGACAUACUCGACGUGCUGGCAGAGAUCAAAGUGGGCAUUUCGUACAAAGUCGACAACAAAACUAUACCUUAUUUUCCAGCCAAUCAGGAGGUGCUGCAGCACGUGGAGGUCCAGUAUGAGACGCUGCCCGGCUGGAACAGCGACACCUCGGCUGUGAGAAGCUUUGAGGAGCUGCCCGAGAACGCUCAGAAAUAUGUCCGCUACAUCGAGGAGAAAGUGGGAGUGCCUGUCAAGUGGAUCGGAGUGGGCAAGUCCCGGGAGUCCAUGAUCCAGCUGUUCUAGACGAAGGGAGGACCACACCGAGCAAAGAGGAUGCACAUCAGCGACUGCUCCUCAACUGUCCUCCUUCUAAACCUCCCUACCACCCCCCCGCUCCACACACACACAUAUAUACACACACGCUCCGACACACACAGCCUACCUACCUGGACAUGCCAUGUCUGCUCUCAACGCUUUAACACUGCAUCUUCAGACUGACACCUCUCCGGAUCAGACUGACCUCCGUUGGGAUUUUUUUUUAACAGUUUUAAAAAGUCAUCGCAGCCUUUUAUCCCCGCCGCCCGUCAGGCCUGACAGCGGCCUCCAGAGAGACGGACUCAGACGCAGACGCUCGGGUCAAGCUGUUCCAGCGUGUUUUUCUUAACCGAUGCGCUGUGCCGGUCUGGCGUGAAUCAGUUUUAACCUCUGCACUUUAAAUGCUCUGGACUGCACCUGCUUUAUGUUUAAUUCUGCCAGGUGUACAACAACCGACGCGAUAAAGGGAUCUAUUUAAUAUUUUUAAUGUGUUAUUGUCUCACCAGACUCCUCGUCAUUCAGCCAAAAGAUUCGUAGCUAGCGACUGUGUGGAAAGUUUCCCAUGAACAUAUACAGAAAUAUAACAGGUGUAUAACCAAUCAAUGCAGUCAGCCGACAUACUUAACAAUCAUUUGAUUAUUUAUUCGGGGCAUUUCUUUGCCCUUUCAAUACAAUAAGUGUACAAGAAGGCAAUGGCAACUUUAAAAAAAAGAAACGUGUAUCAGUUGAUCGAUAAAUACUCUUUAACGAUGUUGGUCAUCUUUCUUUUUUUUUUUUGGUCCAGGAUUCUGGCGUUUGUCAUAAUGCACAUCUUCACAAAAAGGAAAAACAAAGGUUUAGGGUUGCAUUUUGUCUUCAAAAGCAAGUUUCACUGAUGAUGAGGCAUCAUGCAAAUAAAAGACCUGCUGGAAAGGACGGGGGCGGGGGGAACCUCCCAUCCCUACGUGUUGGUAGUGUUUGUGCAGAUCAUUUAAAAAAAAGCCUUAUGUAGCUACUUAUGUGCUUUUUUUGGAGCAGUUCAACAAAUGAAAACAUGUACACGUAAACUGUAAAAGUGGGUGAAUCAAAUAUCGUUAUUAUUUAGAUGACACUGCCAGCAAUCGGAUCACAAUAACUUGGUAAUAAUGAGUUGUGGUUAAUUCCAACAUUGCAAUAAUGUGCAUCUAACAACAUAUCCGCUCAUUAUGGACUUAAAAAACAGCAUGUGGCGGCCUUGAGUUUGAUGAGACUGAAACUGACUUUGAUAUUGCACAUGAAUGUGGCAUUAGACUUGGGGAAGUUCUCCACAGAAGACCUGCAGCUGCCUCCUGGAGAUGAGUUCACUGACCUCUUGUGCAACUUUUAGUAAAACCAACAAGCUUUUGUGGAAUAAAUGUCCGAUGUUUGCACACAGCUGUCGUGCCAAGUUUAACGAAAGAAAGCUAUUGUUGUGAGGAAGCAGCUAAAUCAUCACACAUGUAUUUGUUUUCUGUUUUCAUUCUAACACACAAUUCAGAAUAAAGGGAUGACGGAAGCGUUUCUUUCAGUAUUUUGAAAGAAGUCGGUGGAUUUAGUCAAAUCUGGAAAAAAAGUCGCCUCCGCUGAGCGAAACCCGACCACUCGGACUGACUCAUUCUUCUCAGGAUAUUGAUUAAAAAGUGUUUUAACUAUGCUGUUUUUGUCUUGAGCUUGUGUGUAAAAGCAGUGGGACACGCUCUCAGCAACCUUUAAUGUUAGAAGUCCCUGAAAGUCUGUCACGUAAUUCACAAACUUUCGGUCAGGAUGGACAGUUUUUUUUGGUGUGACCUUGUCUGCAGCAGGAUGUUCUCUCUCUGAUGUGUUGUAAUGCACAUUUUUCCCUUUAAGCGCUCACACUGCCAACUCGUCACUGAAUCCUCUUUACUACCUGAAGAUCUGUCUUUAUCUGCCUUUCUUUACUUUUUUUAUUUUCCCUCACUGUUCAGCCCAUUUUAAUUUGAAGGGCGGACUUCAAUCUUGACACCAGGUUCUGACUAAAUGAAUGUUUUAGUCUUUAUAUGCAGCAUAUUUACACAGAAAUCCUCAUGUUAACUCUUCUGUUCUGUCAAAACCGUGACAUGCAGUUAUUGCCUUUUUUGUUUUGCCAGUUAAGUCAUUUUCAGGUUGGGGGAAAAAAAAAAGUUUCCUGACGAUGUCUCCUGUCGAGAUGUUUUUUUGUGUCUUUGGAAACUUUGGGAUCACCGCUUUGAAUUUGAAUUAAAGCUCUGUGGUUUGGAACAAUG
Messenger RNA from Pungitius pungitius (ninespine stickleback), 3632 nucleotides. RefSeq names its product adenylosuccinate synthase 2 (gene adss2). The record is from RefSeq and is a predicted model, not a curated record. NCBI's taxonomy places the organism in Eukaryota, Metazoa, Chordata, Actinopteri, Perciformes, Gasterosteidae. Bases 1 to 1380 code for a protein of 459 amino acids. Gene Ontology annotation, biological process: IMP metabolic process; 'de novo' AMP biosynthetic process. The transcript is spliced from 13 exons. Gene Ontology annotation, cellular component: cytoplasm. Gene Ontology annotation, molecular function: GTP binding; adenylosuccinate synthase activity.